AUGAGCUCUGCUCUCGUGCGGCUGCGGCUGAACCGCCUGGCAAGGCCUGCGACUCUACUUGCCUUGCGAAGAUUUUCUGCCGCGCCUUCACCGGGGGAACUGGAGAGGACAAGGAAAAGCACGGGAUGGUGGAGCACGUUCGUGCGGCUGUCAUACAAGUGGCUAGGCCCCUCGCUCUUUGAUAAGAAGGCAGACAUCUGCAACUGCGGAGGAGACUUCGGAGUGCCGAUCCCAAGGGCAGAGCUCCUUCAGCGAGACAACAUGGAGAAAGGCAGCCGCGAGGAGCGGAUGCAGCUUUACGGUGGCGCCCUCUACUGGCACCUGGCCACCACACGCACUGAAAAAUACAAGGAUGCGCAGCCAGACAUGCUGCGCGACAAGGACGUCUUGGAGGUGGCUUGCAUGCGUGGUGGAGGGGCGAGAUAUCUUUCCGAGAUCAUCGGCCCGAAAAGGUACUUGGCCGUAGACCACGUGCCGGAACACAUCGAGCAGUGUAGGCGGAAGUUCGGCGAAUGGCCCGGCCUAGAGUUCGAGGUUAUGGAUGCUCACGAGCUGGCAGAAAAACUGCCCGCAGAUUCCUUCGACUUCGUGAUUUGCAUCCAGGCUGCCGCCUCCUUCGAGCGAAUCGAAGGGUUUGUUGAGGGCGUGGGGCACGUCUUGCGAAAAGGUGGAAGCCUCCUCCUCGCAGACGCACUGACGAGAAGUGCCAACACCAAGCUUUUGGACUCCUUGGAGGAUCAUGGCUUCGAUGUUGAGCUGUCGAUGGACAUCAGCCGCCAUGUUCAUGCGGUGGGUGUUUGCGCAGUGCCGAAGGGGCUCUCCUAUGUGCACGUAGUGGCUCGCAAGGAAUAA
Messenger RNA from Symbiodinium sp. CCMP2592, 852 nucleotides. NCBI's taxonomy places the organism in Eukaryota, Dinophyceae, Suessiales, Symbiodiniaceae. The record is from the annotation of a GenBank genome assembly.